AGAAAUCUUUGUGAUCAGUUAAAUGCAUGCUGUCAAAAAGGAAAAUACGCAUCAGAACAAGAACAAGGAAUUUUUAAAACAGACUUUCUAAUCUUUUCUGUUUUUGUGGAUGAUUUUGUUUUGCAAAAGCUCUCAGAGGAUAUUUUAGAAAACUGGAUACUAUCUUCUAAUAAUACAACCAAUAAUAAUAACCUUCAACAAUCUUUAUUAAAUGAAAAUUUAUCUUCUACUGAAUCAUCUGAUGAAAGUAGUUCACCAUUAAUCAAUAAUAGAGAAUUUUGGUCUGCACCAUCUAUUAAUGAAAUCAUAGAUAAUAAUAAUAAUGAUAAUCAACAAUUUUUUAAUACAAUCAAAGAUAAUAAUGCUCAACAAUAUUCUGGUGAAAAUAUAAUCGAAGUUGAUAAUAAUAAUGAUACUCAACAAUCUUCUGAUGAGACUAUAAUCGAAGAUAAUAAUGAUACUCAUCAAUAUUUGGGUUCUCAAGCAGUAUCUGAAAUUGAACUUAAUAAUCCUAUUUCAAAAUCUAAAAAAAUAAUCACUCAAUUAACUCGCUCAACUCGUUCAACGACAAAAAAAGAUUCAACUAAAGAAGCUGUAGUG
Dentiscutata erythropus is the source of this 600-nucleotide messenger RNA. Lineage: Eukaryota; Fungi; Glomeromycota; Glomeromycetes; Diversisporales; Gigasporaceae. The record is from the annotation of a GenBank genome assembly.